AUGGGAUGUAGUGGAUGCAGAGUCAGGUUCAACUUCGGCAAGGUGCUCUCCAAAGUCUCGGUGUUUUUUACCAUGGUCCUGAUCUUCACCUACUUCUUCUACUGCCUCACGGGACUCUGUGAUUCGGCCCCGAGAACUUUAUACAGACAACAAGCUUCCGACUAUGACACUCUGGACGAUCACCGCCGAGUUUUGGACGAGCUGCGACCCUCUCCGCGUCUCCUGCCGCCGGACGCGCCGUUUUACCGGAACCGCUCAGCCUCCGAGGACGCAGCGCAGGUGGACGCGCCGGCACAGCAGCUGCCUCUCCAAGUGCUGCCGGACGGCGCGACGGAGAGCAACGGCAUCAUCCCCGUGUCCAACACAUUCGGGACCAAGAGGUUUCCUCAGGCCAUUAUUAUCGGCGUGAAGAAAGGGGGGACCCGAGCCCUGCUGGAGUUCCUCCGCAUCCACCCGGACGUGAGGGCGGUCGGCGCAGAGCCUCACUUCUUCGACAGGUUUUAUGAUAAAGGACUGGAGUGGUACAGGAACCUGAUGCCUCGGACUCUGGAGGGCCAGAUCACCAUGGAGAAGACCCCCAGCUACUUUGUCACAAAGGAGGCUCCCAGCCGUGUCUGCACUAUGAACUGCCAAGCCAAGCUCAUUGUGGUGGUCAGGGAUCCUGUGACGCGGGCUGUAUCUGACUACACCCAGACACUGUCCAAGAACCCAGGCCUUCCAUCCUUCCAGAGUCUGGCUUUAAAAAAUUCCACCACAGGUCUGAUUGACACCACGUGGAGCGCAGUGCGCAUCGGCCUCUACGCCAAACAUCUAGAGAACUGGCUUCAGCACUUCCCCUUGUCUCAUUUUCUGUUUGUUAGCGGCGAGCGGCUGGUGUCUGAUCCGGCUGGAGAGAUGGGCCGAGUUCAGGACUUCCUGGGUCUAAAAAGGGUUGUUUCGGACAAACACUUCUACUUCAACCAGACCAAAGGUUUUCCAUGCUUAAAGAAGCCCGAGGGGAGCAGCAGACCUCGCUGCCUCGGAAAGUCUAAGGGCAGACCCCAUCCCCAAAUCCCCUCCGAGGUCCUGCAGAGGCUCAGAGACUUUUACAGGCCCUUCAACCACCGUUUCUACCAGAUGAGUGGACAAGACUUUGGCUGGGACUGA
Molecule: messenger RNA, 1146 nt
Organism: Anoplopoma fimbria (sablefish)
Lineage: Eukaryota; Metazoa; Chordata; Actinopteri; Perciformes; Anoplopomatidae
Product: heparan sulfate glucosamine 3-O-sulfotransferase 6-like
Exons: 2
Coding region: 1-1146 (381 amino acids)
Molecular function (GO): [heparan sulfate]-glucosamine 3-sulfotransferase activity
Source: RefSeq, a predicted model, not a curated record